AACGGAGUAUAUCAUCCAGUGCAGAUAGUUUUUGGGCGAGUGAAUCGUAAAAAAUAUCGACACUCCAGGCUAGAUUUACAGGAACCAUAUAUUUACGGAAUUGUGCCAAAAAGCACUACUCCUUCUGUUCAUUUCUGUAAGACGUUUACUGUUUUUUGUCUUAAAUGCCUAAAAUGUCUUACAAAAGUGAACGGAGGGAGUAAUUUUUUUCAUAAUUUUUUUACAAAAAACACUAGUCACUGGCUUAGACCGUUUUGAGCAUGAUUAUGACAGGUGGGUCCUGCCAGAAGGGAUGACGUGGCACAACAUAACGGUUCGCAAAUAGACAGAAUAACAGGGACUGAUUUGGAAAAGAGCCUGAGAGGAUAAGGUCAUCUCCUCAGCUGUGCGCACGAGCUCCCGGCCGGCGAGCUCGGCAUGGACGACGGCUCCGCGACGCCCCGCCUCCUUCUCCUUCUCCUCCUCUAUUCCCCCGCCCCCACCUUCCUCCCACUCCCCGGCCUCGGCCUCCCCUUGUUGCUCACAUGCAUCGGCUCCGGCGAGGAGAAGAGGAUGCGCGACGGCGGCCCGCGUAGGCGUGAAGAGGAGGCGCGACAACGACGGCCAUGGAUGAGCUCCGGCCGGAGCUGUGCAUCAGCGGGGCAAAUCCACUAACGGUGGGCAUGGAGGUGCGGUCCAUGUCCCUCGACCGUGAGCUCCUCUGCCGGCGGUGCCCUCCCCUAUCUCUCCCAUCUCUCUCUCUGAGGUCGGUGCCUUCCCCAAUCUCUCCCAUCUCUCUCUGAUGCGUGCCUGAUGCUCAAGCCGACGGCGCCGGAGCUCAAUCAUGGCUGCUCGAUGCCCAAGCUGGAUCAGCCGGAGCUCAUCCAUGGCCGCUGAUGCUCAAGCCGCCGCUGGAGCUCCGUUGCCUCGCCGUCCUAACCGACACCGCCGCUGGAUCCACGCCCUCUUGCCCGUCCCAGACAACGCCGGACCUCCCCUGUGCCCCGCCGCCGGCGUCCACCACCGGGGCGGUGAGAGAUGAAGGUCACGAUCUCACGGAGAGGACCCGAUUGCUUUUUUUUUCUCAGGGUCCUUUUGCAAAAAAAAUUUGUAACGGGAUGUAAUUGACUUUUUUUGCCACGUCACCCCUUCUGGUGGGACCCACCUAAUAAUCGUGCUCAAAACGGCCUAAGCCAGCUACUAGUGUUUUUUUGCAAAAGAAUUAUAAAAAAUUAGUGUUUUUUGGCACAAUUCCGUAAAUUUGUGGCUCCUGCAAACCUAGCCUGAAGUGUUAUGUUUUUUGCAAUUCACUCGUUUUUGGGCCCCCGCUUUCAGUGCCAAAACUUUGCAAAAAUUCAGGGGAAAUCCUUCCUUUUGCCCGACUGAUUUUCUACCCGAAAUCAACCGCCUCAAAGGAUCGCCACGUGUCCCCGUGUGGGCGCAGGAAUUGCUCAACCUCCUCUGCCUUAUCUCAUGCAGCGAAGCCCCUCCACUCGUUCUUCUUCCACCCACACGCGUUGACUACAUCCUUUUGGACGUCGCCGGCAUGUCUUCACACGCUCCUCCGCCACUACUCCCUCGCUCAAGCUGACUUGCGCUGCAUGGACUACAACGAGAGCACCGCUGCUACAAAACCACGCUGCAGUGCUUUGAGUGGAGGAAAAACAUUUUUACGAGCGCCUCGACACCACUGCGAGCUGACGUUCGCCGGUGCUCGCGGGGGGUGACGGCAGGUGGUGAGAUGUCGCGGCGGACGCUGCUGCGAACGAACGGGACUGCAACCAGGGGCUCUCCGGUGCUACCAUGGAGCAUCCUCCGGCCGCCGUUUGCUGUGACGGAGCAUCCUCAGAACGCCAGAGCUUCACGGUGCUGUGAUGGAGCAUUUGUCGUGAGACCUUUUACGUAUUUUUCAGACUGAAGGAUAAAUUUGGCAUGUUCAAUUCCGCUGGGGGACAUGGCAACCGGCGCCGCUGCUCCCGUACGUCGUUUCCCGGAGAGAUGUGCACUGGUACUGGCUAGUACGUAGCAGAUCAACUGAGCAGCUAGCUUCGUACGUGAGUUCAUCAAGGAUUCCUGGAGAUCAAUUUGUAUGUUUGUCUGUAUCUCGACUAUUCCACCUGCCAGGUUGCUUUGGGAGAUCAGCUUGUACGUUUGUGUGUGUCUCUCGAUCAAAAGCAUCGGCAAAUCAAGUCGUACAAGUAUAUGCCGGAAGGUAUUUCGUGUAUGGGGUUGUGCUAACAGAGAUUGAUGCACCAGGAGGGCUGAGCGAGACGCGAGCAGUCGAGCACGCCAUGGUUAAUCUCGCAGGGCUCCUCGAGGCGACAUGCCAUCUUGCCGUCGUGUUGGUGCUCCUUGUAUCAUGGGAGGUUGGUAGAGGGAGGCAGCUGCCUGAUGGAGGCGGGCAGGCCGCGUCAGGAUUUCGGCGAGGUCGCUCCAGUGCGUGGCGUUGUGAAACGACCAAGGGAAAUUACAUAUCUGUCCUUCAGUUAAAAUUAAAACUGCAGCAUAAUAACCGUUGGAUCGACUUAAUACUACCCAUUAAUUUCGGUAGUAUGAUGUACCGUAAAAAAUCUCAUCGUCGGGGGCCGCCGGAACAUCGCCGUUGCAGGGAUGGAGCUUUGCAGAGCAUCACCGGAGCAUCAUCGAGGCCGCCGGAACACCAUCAUUGCUGCAAUGAAGCAUCUCCGAGCAGUCAGAGCAUCGUCGCUGCUACAACAAAGCAUCACCGAUGUUGUUUUGGGGCAUUGCCGGGCUGUCAGAGCAUCACCGAUGCUGCAUCGAAGCAUCAGCGGUGUUGUGUUGGAGCAUUGCCGGGCCGUCGAAGUAUCGUCGGUGUUGCAACGAAGCAGCACCGGUGUUGUGUUCGAGCAUUGCCUGGUCGUCGGAGCAUCGCCGGUGCUGCAACAAAGCAUCACCGUUGUUGUGUUGGAGCAUUGCCGGGCCGCCGGAGCAUCGCAGGUUCUGCAACGAAGCAUCACCGGUGUUGUGUUGGAGCAUUGCUGGGCCGACGGAGCAUCGCUGGUGCUGCAACGAAGCAUCACCGGUGUUAUGUUGGAGCAUUGCCGAGCCGCCGGAGCAUCGCCGGUGCUGCAACGAAGCAUCACCGGUGUUGUGUUCCAGCAUUGCCGGCCGCCGGAGCAUCGCCGGUACUGCAACGAAGCAUCAUCGGUGUUGUGUUGGAGCAUUGUCGGGCUGCCGGAACAUCGCCGGUGCUUCAAUGGAUGGUUGCAGCAGCGUCGUUGUCGCAACGUGGCGCUGCACCUGUGGCCGUGCAUGGCGACCUCGUGGGCGGUUUCCCGUGAGAUGACCUGUGAGUCUGUGACGGGGCUGCCGCAACCUGGAGAAACGAGGAUGCUGUGCAGAUAGCCGAUAGCUAGCUGGUCUAGAGAUCAAACGGCCCAAGUCAAACCAAAUCAACGGCUGACAAGGCGGUUUAUAAAUCCCUAACAUCAGCCGGUUUACUAGCUACUAGGAGCAUGCCAA
Triticum dicoccoides is the source of this 3462-nucleotide messenger RNA. RefSeq lists its product as uncharacterized. The transcript is spliced from 3 exons. Lineage: Eukaryota; Viridiplantae; Streptophyta; Magnoliopsida; Poales; Poaceae. The record is from RefSeq and is a predicted model, not a curated record. Bases 2271 to 3281 code for a protein of 336 amino acids.